Molecule: messenger RNA, 2295 nt
Organism: Alternaria arborescens
Lineage: Eukaryota; Fungi; Ascomycota; Dothideomycetes; Pleosporales; Pleosporaceae
Exons: 1
Coding region: 1-2295 (764 amino acids)
Biological process (GO): proteolysis
Molecular function (GO): serine-type peptidase activity
Source: RefSeq, a predicted model, not a curated record
AUGAAAAGCUCCGCCCUGCUCGCCGCCAUCGGCGCUGCAUCACUGGCUGUCGCCUCUCCCGUCCUGCCCUCGCGGACUCAACCCCAGGUCGAAGCUCGCCAGGCCAAUGGUACCACUCCACCAUGUGCUCAAGUCUCCAACUACGUCUACGGCGAUGGCACUCAACCCGCCAUAAUGACUAUUCCUGCUCAGAUGGCUUGGGACUGCAUCAACGACGUUCCUUUCAACGCUUCAUCAGGAAAGCGACUUCUUCAAGCACUCCGACCUUACAUUGAGUGGCAGAGCACUCUUGCUGAGCUGAAAAACCCACCUGCCGAGUACUCUGAGAAGGUACAGCCUCCCGUCGAUAUCUUUGGCGGACUCGACACCAUGGACCGAUACAUCGACGCCGGUUACUACAAGAAUGAGUACGACUUUGGCUGGAGUCUCUACACCCUGAUCCAAUCCGCUCACGAUGGACAUUUCUCCUACAUUCCCGACUCGGUUGGUUCCAUCUUCACCUGGGGCCGCCCUAUCCCUCUAGUCUCAGUCUCCGAGGACGGAGAGCAGCUGCCCGCAGUCUUUGUCUUUGCUGAUGUUCUCGGUAUGCAAUAUAACAACAUCUCCUACACACCAUCUCCUGUUGUUCGUAUCGACGACAAGGACGCGAGCGAGUUUCUCGAGGAUCUCAGCCAGCUUGGCUCUCUCCAGGAUCGCGAUGCUCUCUACAACAACGUCUUCUACGAGCUCGCCCAGGUCAGCCUUGGUAGUCAAGGUAGCGGAACUGGUAUGUUCACUGGAGGUGGCCGUGGACGCUGGGUCUACCCUGGUGCCACCACAACUCUGCACUUCGCCAACGGCUCUUCCUAUACUAUGGAGAACUACGCUCGCCCUGCUAUUCCGUUCCGCGGAAUCGCUAAUGGUGAAGACUUGGCCAAGAAAUGGUUCAGCUACGGCUCCGCAGGUCCUUCGUUCGCCGAUACACGUGCCCAGUCAGACGAAGAGGAGGCCUCCACUCUUGCUGCUGGCGCCGCAGCUCCUGGUUUUCCCACCCCCCAAGCCGCUGGCCCUAUGAACCUUAUCAACGGCUUCUACAUCGACGCUACUGGUUAUGAAGAUGUUGCGGUAUUGCAAGUGCCCAACUUUGUCGGAUCUAGUUCCGCCGAGAUUCCUUUCCAGCAGCUCACCCAAAAUUUUAUCCCCAAGGCCCUUGCUGACGGAAAGACCAAACUCAUCAUCGAUCUACAAGCCAACGGUGGUGGCACUAUUCUUCAAGGCUAUGACAUGUUCAAGCAAUUGUUCCCCGACAUCGAGCCCCAAGGUACCAACCGAUGGAGGGCGUUUGAAGCUUUGGACCUUGUCGGACAGGCCACAAGCAAGUUUUCGAGCCAGUUCCCUCGGGAGUACAGCAGCAACCGUACCAUUGCUUUCGCUCAGUCCUCUUACUUUGAUUACCACAUGGAUAUGAAGGCUGACGGUACACCAUUUUCUUCGUGGGACGAGAAGUUCGGUCCUCAUGAGGUUAAUGGUGAGCUAUACACUACGCAAAAUCAAUGGAACCUCUCUGACGUCUACGUUCCUUACGUGUCUGGCGGCAUCAACGUUACUGGCUAUGGUCCCCUGGCCAACGUUACAGGACCGCCAAAGUUUGCAGCAGAGAACAUUGUCAUCGUGACCGACGGCUAUUGUGCGUCCACUUGCACCAUCUUCAGCGAGUUGAUGAAGCAGCAGGCGGGCGUCAAGACCAUCGCUAUGGGCGGUCGCAGCAACAAGAACCCCAUCCAGGCCAUCGGUGGCGUCAAGGGCGUCAACAACUAUGCAUUCGGCUUUAUCCAGCAGACCGUACAAUACGCCGUCAAGUUCGACCCUUCGCUCAACGAAUCCAUUUUGGUAGACGACUACUACAGCGACAUUGUCUUCUCCCGUGCCGUCAGUGGAGCCGGGGGCGUCAACACCCGAGACGGUCUUCGUGCGAACGAUACAUCAGGUGUGGCGCUGCAGUUUCAGUACGAGGAGGCUGACUGCCGUCUCUACUACACACCAGAGAUGACAGUUGAUAUCACGGCGCUGUGGAAGUCGGCUGCUGAUGCUCAGUGGAAGAACAGCGGCAAGUGUAUUGGUAGCAGCAGUUACGGCGGUGAUGGGAAGCGUGCUGCUAUUCCCAAGAUCAGCAAGGUUACGACGAAGCUAAGCCCGCCUGUUGCGAGAGUCAAGGCCGCGAAGGUGGAGACGAUGAGGAGGGUCAAGGCGUUUGAGAAGACUUUUGACUUGGAGACCAAGUGUGGGCUCAAGGGAGAUGGGUUCAUGGAGCCGUAA